This is a messenger RNA of Nannospalax galili (Upper Galilee mountains blind mole rat), 3210 nucleotides long. It is a transcript of the gene Ttc13, whose product is annotated as tetratricopeptide repeat domain 13. The record is from RefSeq and is a predicted model, not a curated record. Lineage: Eukaryota; Metazoa; Chordata; Mammalia; Rodentia; Spalacidae. Gene Ontology annotation, molecular function: protein binding. The transcript has 23 exons. The coding region runs from base 25 to 2580 and encodes 851 amino acids.
GCCGCGCCUGCGCCGUGCGGAAAGAUGGCACCUGCCGGCGGCUGUGGCAGCCUGGGCGGCGCGGGUGUUGGGGCGCUGCGGCCGCUGUUGCUGUUGCUGCUGCUGCUGCUACUGCUGCUCGGGGCGCUGGCCUGCACGCGGGCCACUGAACACUACUCGCCGCUGUCCCUGCUGAAGCAGGAGUUGCAGUACCGGCAGCAGCAGGAGGCCCCGGCGGGCGGCGGCUGCCCGCAGUCGGGGGACUGGGCGGACCAGUACCCAGAGUGCGACUCGUCCUUCUUGAACUUCCAUGAGUCUGACUGCGAACCCAGAGGCUCACCACCCUGUGACUCCCUGCUGUCUCUCAACACAGAAAAGAUUCUGAGCCAGGCCAAGUCUAUUGCAGAGCAGAAGAGAUUCCCAUUUGCUACUGACAAUGACAGCACCAAUGAAGAGUUAGCUAUUGCUUAUGUGUUGGUCGGCAGUGGUCUCUAUGACGAAGCAAUAAGGCAUUUUUCAACAAUGCUUCAGGAGGAGCCUGAUCUGGUUAGUGCAAUUUAUGGCCGAGGGAUAGCCUAUGGAAAGAAGGGACUACAUGACAUUAAGAAUGCUGAGCUUGCUCUAUUUGAACUGAGCCGAGUAAUUGCCUUGGAACCCGACCGCCCAGAGGUAUUUGAGCUGCGAGCCCAAAUUCUGUCCCCUCUGGGACGAAUUAAUGAAGCAGUGAAUGAUCUCACUAAAGCUAUUCAGCUUCAGCCCUCAGCACGGCUGUACCGACACCGGGGGACCUUGUACUUCAUAUCUGAGGACUACGCGACAGCCCACGAGGACUUUCAGCAGUCCUUGGAGCUGAACAGAAACCAGCCCACAGCCAUGCUGUACAAAGGCCUAACUUUCUUUCACAGAGGACUUCUGAAGGAAGCCAUUGAAGCCUUCAAAGACGCUCUGAAACAGAAAGUUGACUUCAUUGAUGCCUAUAAAAGUCUGGGACAAGCCUACAGAGAACUGGGCAAUUUUGAAGCAGCCACUGAGAGCUUCCAGAAAGCCUUGCUGCUCAAUCAGAACCAUGUGCAGACCCUGCAGCUCCGGGGCAUGAUGCUCUACCACCACGGCAGCCUGCAGGAGGCCCUGAAGAACUUCAAGCGCUGCCUGCAACUGGAGCCAUUCAACGAAGUGUGCCAGUACAUGAAAGGGCUCAGCCAUGUGGCGAUGGGACAGUUUUAUGAAGGGAUUAAAGCACAGACAAAAGUCAUGCUAAACGACCCUCUUCCUGGCCAGAAAGCCAGCCCAGAGUAUCUGAAGGUGAAGUAUCUCCGAGAGUACUCGCGUUAUCUCCAUGCGCACCUUGAUAUCCCCCUGACGGAAUAUAAUGUUGACACGGAUCUGCCAGGCAGCUUCAAGGACCACUGGGCCAAGAACCUGCCUUUUCUCAUAGAUGGCUACGAGGAGCAGCCCGGCCUACAGCCCCACAUCAGGGAUGUGCUGCAUCAGAAUUUUGAGGGUUACACACUUGAAGUUCAGGAGCUGAUCUGUGUGGCUGACCGCUUGGGCUCACUGAUGCAAUAUGAAACACCUGGCUUCUUGCCCAACAAGAGGAUACACCGAGCCAUGGGCUUGGCAGCACUGGAGGUCAUGCAGGCUGUGCAGCGCACAUGGACCAACUCAAAGGUUCGCAUGAAUGGAAAAACUCGGCUGAUGCAGUGGAGGGACAUGUUUGACAUCGCAGUGAAGUGGAGAAGGAUUGCUGACCCGGACCAGCCUGUACUGUGGCUGGAUCAGAUGCCAGCACGAAGUCUCAGCAGAGGAUUCAACAACCAUAUCAACUUAAUCAGGGGUCAGGUGAUUAACAUGAGAUACCUGGAAUAUUUUGAGAAAAUACUUCAUUUUAUUAAAGAUAGAAUUCUUGUUUAUCACGGAGCAAAUAAUCCGAAAGGCUUGUUGGAAGUCAGAGAAGCUCUGGAAAAAGUACACAAAGUGGAAGACCUUCUUCCGAUUAUGAAGCAGUUUAAUACCAAAACGAAGGAUGGGUUCACUGUGAACACCAAGGUCCCCAGCCUCAAAGAUCAAGGGAAAGAGCAUGAUGGCUUCACCAUCACUAUCACAGGAGAUAAGGUUGGCAACAUCCUGUUUUCUGUGGAAACGCAAACCACAGAGGAGAGGACACAGCUGUAUCACGCUGAAAUAGAUGCACUUUAUAAAGACCUGACAGCCAAAGGAAAAGUGCUGAUCCUCUCCUCAGAAUUCGGGGAGGCUGAUGCUGUCUGCAACUUAAUCUUAUCCUUAGUUUAUUACUUUUAUAAUUUAAUGCCCCUCUCUCGAGGAUCUAGUGUCAUCGCCUACUCGGUCAUUGUGGGAGCACUGAUGGCUAGUGGCAAGGAAGUGGCGGGGAAGAUCCCCAAAGGGAAGUUAGUUGACUUUGAAGCGAUGACAGCCCCUGGCUCAGAGGCCUUCAGUAAAAUAGCAAAAAGCUGGAUGAACUUGAAAAGCAUCUCCCCUUCCUACAAGACCCUGCCAUCUGUGUCAGAGACGUUCCCGACACUGAGGUCCAUGAUCGAGGUGCUCAACACGGACUCCACCCCACGGUGUCUCAAGAAACUCUAACUAUACCAGGGAAUUUGUACAGCGAAGGGCCAGGCCUCUUGCUUCUUAAGUUAUUUUUUAAAACAUGAAAUUAUUAUGGAAUUAGGUCCUUUAUUACUUUUGAUACCAAUUUUUGAUAGGAACUGAAUACUUGAAAUCAUUUUCUUUACUUUUUCUGAACCAUAACAGGAAUCAUGAAAACGGGUUUUUUGGGAAAAAGUUACUUGACCUGGAAGGGAUGUAUGUGUGUGUGUUAAUGGCAGCCUAUUGGUUUCCACGUGUUAAAUCAUACAAGUCCCUCCUUAGAGCAAAAAAAAAAAGUUUACUUCAAAAACCAAAAAUUAAUAAUUAAGAUGAUCAAAGCCAAGAAGAAGCAGGAGAGCCUUCACCCACUAGAGGUGUGGUUAUUCCUGAGACUUCCUCUCUGUGCACCUCCGUGGGGUGUCUCAACUGACGUGCCCCCAUAUGUGGGCCCUGCAUCCUGCCAGAACUGUGGAAGGUCCAAGGGCACCUGUGGGUCCCAUGGCUCACGGCCAAGAAUGCUGGCCAGAUGACGAAGACAGUAUUUGCCAAUGUCCCAUCACUGGAUUACUGAACCAUGUUUUUAUUUUCUUUGUUGGAAAAAAAAUAAACUGAGGUGAUUUCUGUAAA